This is a messenger RNA of Acanthaster planci (crown-of-thorns starfish), 909 nucleotides long. RefSeq names its product allatostatin-A receptor-like. Gene Ontology annotation, molecular function: G protein-coupled receptor activity. The record is from RefSeq and is a predicted model, not a curated record. Gene Ontology annotation, biological process: G protein-coupled receptor signaling pathway. Gene Ontology annotation, cellular component: membrane. Lineage: Eukaryota; Metazoa; Echinodermata; Asteroidea; Valvatida; Acanthasteridae.
AUGAGAACGCGCACCAACGCGUUCAUCUUCAACCAAGCGGUGAUCGACCUCCUCGGAUCCGUGGUCAUCCUCAUGCAGACCGACGUGCCACUGCCCGACCCUCUACCCGACAACGCCGCUGGCUGGAUCUGGUGUCACAUUUGGAUCUCCAACUUCAUGAUCAUCAUAUUCUAUGUGCCUUCCACCUUCAACCUUCUGGCGUUGACCCUGGAGCGCUACUUCGCCAUCGUGUACCCUUACAAGUACCAGAUCACGUUCGCUACCAACCCUCGCCUGAAAGUAGGAGUGACCAUGGCGUGCUGCUGGAUCUUAGGUGUGGCGAUCAAAAGCUAUACCAUUCUGAUCGUGGAGAAGACUGCGGACGGCAAGUGCGUUUCCCGUCCUAUAUCUGGGUCCACAGUGAUCGGUAUCCUGACAGUAUUUCUACAAUACAUCAUCCCAGCUGCCGUGAUGCUGUUCGCUUACAUCCAUACAAGCGUGGAGUUAAAACGGCAGGCCGCUCGAGUUGGCCCGGUGAUGACGAUGGGGUGCAGCGUGUCGUCUGCAGACCGUCCCGUUUCAAACGCAGCCCCUCAAGAGAAUCUCACGGCAUCCCUGCUCCGAGCUCGACGGAACGUCUUCAAGACACUCCUAGUCGUCUUCGCCACUUUCCUCGUCUGCUGGUCGCCGAACCAGAUCCUCUUCUUAAUGUUCAACUUGGGCUGGAAAGUGAAGUUCAGCGACUGGCACUUCCUCCUGACCUUGGCCCUAGUCGCUACCAAUUCGUGCGUAAACCCCUUCAUCUACGCACUGAAAUAUCAACAGUUUCGUAACGGCGUGCGACAAGCAUUCUGCCAGGGGAGGCCUUCGGUAAACAGCAUUCCGUAUGGGAACGAUAACCCGACCACAAGAACAGAACUGAACGUGUAA